Molecule: messenger RNA, 1969 nt
Organism: Pocillopora meandrina
Lineage: Eukaryota; Metazoa; Cnidaria; Anthozoa; Scleractinia; Pocilloporidae
Source: the annotation of a GenBank genome assembly
AUGAGCAAUUUGUUGCAGCCGAUAGGGGAAGAGUAUCAUUCUCAGCAAAUACGGUAAGAUUCACAACCUAAACCUAAAACAAAAGAGUGGAAGAAGCUACCAUGUCCUCCUGUGAGGCUAUAUUCGCCUAAUUUCCUCAUUCCUUAAUCAGUAAGGCCAUACGAUAUCUAAAAUGAAAAUUCAUUGUCAAAGGAAAAUAAAGGAAUUUUCUCUUUUUCACUCCUAGAAUUAGCAUCACAGCAUGCGUGGUAAUGAUUCCCCUCCUGGGUGUCACAUGGGUAUUCGGUCUCCUUUCGCCUGUACAUAAAGCUUUCGCUCACAUCUUCACCGUACUUAACUCUGCUCAGGUCAGUAUUCGAUUGUAAUACUCAAAAUUAUUCAAUCUCUAUCUUUAUUUUACUUUCUAACCAAGUGGGACACCAUUGCAGUGAUCACAUUUUUUUUUAAAUUUUAAUUUGAAAACAAAAAUGCAGUUAAGUAUGCAAGAGAAGACAGACUUCUUUUUCCAUUGUAAGAUAUGCAAUUUUCUUUCUUUCUUGGAAAUCUUAAUAGGUAUUUGACUGAUUUGUUAGUAUACUAUAAAAAUCAAUGAUCUUGAAAUCAUUUUUAUGCUGCAGGGUUUCCCGAUUUUCGCUCUACACUGCAUGCGAAACAGUCAGGUAAGUAAAACAUUAAACUAAUUAUCAACUCCAUAUCAUCAAGUUUUAUUGUUUCGAUAAAUAUCCGAGUACUAGUGCUAAGAACCAUAUUUCAUGUUCCUUGUCUAUCUGCAGAUCAGAGAGGGGUUCAAAGGAAAGAUGAAUAUCGUUUUUCCAUCUUCUAUAAAGAACAACUCCACAAGUAAGAGCUCACAGGUCAAUCCAAGUGAGGUUGGGGAUGUAUGGGCAGUUGAAAUGCAGUCUUGUGCUGAGUUUGAAUUGAAAUCGCACGUAACUUAAAUAAUUGGAUCCAGCCAACCGGAAAUGACAGUCAAUUACUUAGUACAAUCACUAAUUUAACAGCAAUAAGUAGGCUACGAUCGGUCUGACUUGCGAUCUGCAGCUAAAAAGAGGUCUUUCUUUUUAUUAAUGUUUAAGCACUCAACCAGUUCAGUGUAAUUGUAACCUAUCUUCUUUAUGAUUAUAAGCUUAUUUUCUAAGCGAUCUUAUAUUUGUAGGCAAGAUUCAUCGAAGUAAAUCAAUCCAUAAAUUCAAAUUUCUAAUAGCUCAGUAUCUUGAUGACUUUCCUUCGAAUAAGAUCACAGUCUACUAUAGAUGAGGCGGGAAUUCAUGUCAAGAUAUCACGAAUUGUCUUUCUUUAAGAAGUACUAUAGCACGCACCUUUAAUUGAACGUAUUUAUCUUUUGAUUCUUACGCGCCAACUUUCUGCGCUUACCGCAUGAUUAUUUCAUAUUCGACGUUUCACUUAUUGAGUUUACAAACUUCUCACCAAACGCUGUUAUUACUUUUAGCAAUGAGCUAUAUGGAUAAUAACUUAAAGUAUAAGUUUCUAAAAAUUUAGAGAAUGCCUAGUCAUGCUGAAAUGCAUACCAAGGAACUUUCUGAAGCAUUUUACUAGGUUACUUAGUUAUGAUAUAACACUACCAGUAUGGUUGUGUUGUAAGCGUCCGGAAUUUCCAAGAAUACUUUGUACAUAAGGACUCAGUUGUGCAGCAGUAAUGUUGUUGUCGGGAGUGACUGACUUUUCAGAAGGCUAUACCGAGAGAGAGCUACUGUGAAAAAUUGUUAAUUUUGAGGCACUUUGGAGACAACUGUGAGAUUGUGUCAGUGGUGAGCUAAGAAAUAGUUUGUGGUGGGCUUCAAUCAGUUUAUUUAAGGAUAAUUAUUCUACUUCCUUUUACAGUCGGUCAUUGAUAAAAAUAUUACAAGUUGUUUAAUAAAGUAGUUACGUUUGUUGAUAAAUGAUGCUCUUUCUGUCUGUUAAAUUGUACCGUAACAAGUAAUACUAAUAGUCUUACAAGCUAGCGCUG